This is a messenger RNA of Coffea eugenioides, 2305 nucleotides long. RefSeq names its product dual specificity protein kinase shkB-like. NCBI's taxonomy places the organism in Eukaryota, Viridiplantae, Streptophyta, Magnoliopsida, Gentianales, Rubiaceae. Gene Ontology annotation, molecular function: ATP binding; protein kinase activity. The transcript is spliced from 4 exons. Gene Ontology annotation, biological process: protein phosphorylation. The record is from RefSeq and is a predicted model, not a curated record. Bases 279 to 2072 code for a protein of 597 amino acids.
CUACGCCACACAGAUCUCCCAAGUCCCAACUCUCCUUCAAAUCACAGUCCGUACACCCACAAUCCCACGUUCGUUCAGUCAAUGCUCAACCACCUCUACCCCUCCCCAUUAGAUGACGGAGUAAAGGAUCCCAGGAGCUACUUUAAUGACUCAAGCCCACUGGAUUGUCAAUUUUUUCAAGCUUUAAUUCACUAAAAAAGCACAUGCAGAAAGGCUUUUAGUUCCAGUUCUACUGGUUGGACUGACUGACCCCUGAUCCGGUAGCUUGUCCAAAAGCCAUGGCUGCAGCUUUAGAAUGCUGGACUAGUCGAGCUAGUGCAGAUGAGGACAUGGUGGAGCAAGUUUUGAUGAGAACCCAGGACAGAUCCGAAGCUCCUCCAGGAAACUCCAAUCCUGCAACCUCCAGUGGAGGAGCUUUUAGAGACUCUUCCACAAUGCAGAAGCGACUGCAGAGGCUGAGCCGCAAUGUGUCUGAGGCUAUUGCCUCUUUCAAGAACUCCCUUAACCUUGACUUGGUCCGUGAUCUGCCCUCGUCGACACAGAUUAGUCGUGGUGAAAAUGGCCGAAAGCACGUUUGGGCCACUGUUGUACGGAGCUUAACUCAGCUUUAUCCUGGUAGUCAACUCCCUGAAAAGCUUGUUUCCAACAUUCGCAAGCAUUAUGAUUCUCUACCAGACAGCUAUGCACAAGCUGGAUUUGAAAUGAAGGAUGUGUUUCUGCAUAUGAAAUUGGUAGAGCAAUCAAUAACGGAGGACCAGCCAGCUUUAAUGACACAAGAGGUGUCUGAUGAUGAGGCUAAUGGGUCAGUAGUCAAGCUGACAUUUGCAUGUAACUCUCCACUUUCAUGGCCAGCAAUGUCGGGUGCACUUGAUAGUGCUUCCAUUUGUUGCAAGAAAGUUCAGAUCUUUGAGAGGAAGGGAUUGACAUUGGGAAUUGUCAUGCUAUUGGUUCAAUCUGGGCAAGAAAAAUUGUUCAAAACCCAGAUUGAAAGUGCACUUAAAGUAGCUCUGAAGAAGCCAAAAAGUACCUCCAUGAAGCUGUCCUUUGGGCUUUGCGGCUGUCAGGAGGAUAAUGCAAGGGGUAGAGAGUUUGGAGAGACGGAUGAAGAUUGUGUGGAGCAGAGUUAUAGCAAUGGGAUUGAGAAUGGCAGUCCUAAGGUUCAGUUACGAGUGCCUUUACCAACUACUUCCAUUGUAGUUUCGGUUGAUGAAUGGCAGACAGUGCAAUCAGGAGGCAAUGAGAUCAGGAAGUGGUUACUAAGUACUGAUAAUCUUGAGUUUAUUGAUCAGAUUGGGGCUACUACAUUUAAGGGGGUUUAUAAGGGCAAAAGAGUUGGGAUUGAGACGCUCAAGGGAUGUGAUAAGGGGAAUGCAUAUGACUUCGAGCUUCGAGAGGAUUUAUUGGAGUUAAUGACUUGUGGGCACAAGAACAUUUUGCAUUUUUAUGGUGUUUGUAUUGAUGAAAAUCACGGGUUAUGUGUUGUGACUAAGUUGAUGGAAGGCGGAUCAGUUCAGGAUUUGAUGUCAAAGAACAAGAAGCUUCAUACUAGGGAAAUUAUGAGGAUUGCUGCUGAUGUAGCAGAGGGAAUCAAGUUCAUGAAUGAUCAUGGUGUAGCAUAUAGGGACCUCAAUACCCAGCGGAUUUUGUUAGACAAACAUGGAAGUUCUUGUUUGGGGGAUAUGGGAAUAGUGGCAGCUUGCAAAAGUACUGGUGAGGCUAUGGAGUAUGAAACUGAUGGUUACAGGUGGCUAGCUCCUGAGGUUUGUAUGAUAAUUUCAGGUGAUCCAGAGGGUGUCACAGAGACAUCAAUGAGUAACGUGUAUAGCUUUGGGAUGGUAUUAUGGGAAAUGGUUACUGGUGAGAUUGCCUAUUCUGCUUAUUCACCAGUGCAAGCCGCUGUUGGAAUAGCUGCAUGUGGGCUUAGACCUGAUAUCCCGAAGGACUGCCCCCAAAUACUUAGGGCUCUGAUGAUGAAGUGCUGGAAUAACUGUCCGGAAAAGCGUCCUCAGUUCUCAGAUAUUCUAUCAGCAUUGAGACGUCCUAUUAACAGUUGCCAUGACGUCGCUAGGUGAUAAAUCUCCUUCAUCUUCAUGCAACCUGAUCUAGGAGGAUACUGAAAGUCUGUAUAAAUUACAGCAAGUAAAUGCUGAAAUGCCUGAUAUACAUAUGCGAAGUCACCUUUUGGAUUUUCAUUAGAAUCAAAGUAUAGAUAUUAGAUACUCCUGUUUCUACUUUUCCUGCCAUAACUAUUUUUUUCUAAGAAGGGAAAAGGGUAGGGAUUCUUGUUACAUUCUUUUUGUUUUUU